Daktulosphaira vitifoliae (grape phylloxera) is the source of this 582-nucleotide messenger RNA. RefSeq lists its product as uncharacterized. The coding region runs from base 1 to 582 and encodes 193 amino acids. The transcript has a single exon. NCBI's taxonomy places the organism in Eukaryota, Metazoa, Arthropoda, Insecta, Hemiptera, Phylloxeridae. The record is from RefSeq and is a predicted model, not a curated record.
AUGCACUAUAGGAAGGAAGUUGUCAGACGCUAUCUAGCUGAUAUUGAACUCCAAAAGCCGACUCAAAUUGACGUAUUACAGGCUAUGUGGAUGAUCAGUAAAACUUGGAAUAAAGUCACUGAAAGAACAAUUACAAAUUGUUUCAAGAAAAGCGGAUUUAAGUGUGAAGAUGAAGAUAACGAUGUGCCCCUCGCAGAACUUGUGAAGAUCUGGCAAGCUACUAGUGCAAAUGAGGAGGAAGACUCGACAUCCAUACAACUGACUGACUUCGAAUUUGUGAGCUUCGAUGAUGAUUUAGCAGUCUGUGGAGAACUGACUGAUGAUGACAUUGUCACAUCUGUAUUGCCAGUAUGUAAAGGAGAAGAGGAAGAAAGCGAAGAAGAAGAAAAUGAAAUUGAGGAACGUGAAUUGACAAUUAAUGAUGCUCGUAGAGCUCUAAAUGUAAUGAAAUCUGUAUUUCUGCAAAAAAAUGUUUUGAGUGAGGGUAUAGUCACAUCAAUAAAUGAAUUGGAUUGCGCAUUAGAUUUCAUAGCUAUCACUACUUCCAAGCAGACGACAAUAUAUGAUUUUUUCUCUGUUUAA